AUGUCCUAAAAUAUUGAAUAAAAAUCCAAUAAAUUUUAAAGCGAAUGUAAAUCUGAGCAAUAAUUAGGUUUUAAAGGUGCAUGGAAAUAAAAGCAAUUUUUAAUUUUAGUAAAUGUAAAGAGAUUCAUUAUAAGAAUUUUAAGUUUAUCAUUUAUAAGAAGAUAUAAUAGUUUAACAAACCAUCAAUUAAAAGUUAUUAAUGAUAAAACAGUAUUCAGUUAUAUAUACGAAAGUCAAUUUUUUCAAAAAAUGUUAAAUUAAAAAUGUAAAAAUAUUAAUUUUUAAAAAUACGCAAUCAUAAAACAUUUAGUUUAAUUUAUCAAAAACCAUAAUAAAGUUAUUUUUCCAGACUCUAAUUUUAAAAUAAUAUGGAAUAUUCUUUUAAUUACAUUUAUUAUUUGGCUAACUUAUUUAAUUCCAUUAUAUGUUACAUUUGAUUUAAUAGAUAAAUCAGUAACAUAAUUACCUAUAUUAAUCUUUUUGUAAGAUAUAUUAAUCAAAUUUAACACAGCUUAUUAUAAAAAAGGUUUAGUAGAAACAUCUCGUUAUUAGAUAUGUAAAAAUUAUUUAAAAAAUUAAUUUGCUUUUGAUUUGUUUAUUUUAUUACUAUUCGGAUUCAUAUAAACAAAUGAUUCAAAUACCCUAUUACUUAUAGAAUUAUGUUUAAUAUAUAGAAUAUCAAUAAUACUAUCUGAAAUAGAGCAAGCAGUAAAUUUACAAAGAAAACAACAAUCAAUUUACUAAUUAAUAAAACUUUCAGUUUUAGUUCUAUAUAUAGCUCAUUUUUGCGGAUGUUUAUAUUUUUAUGUGGGCAAUUAAACAUAUUUAAACAACGAAAUUAAUUGGAUUGAGGAAAACUAACUAUCAGAAUCUUUAUUUUAGGGAAAAUAUAUAUGCUCUUUAUAUUGGGCUGUAAUAACAAUGCUGACUGUGGGUUAUGGAGAUAUAAGACCUUAUAAUAUAAAAGAAAGAAUAAUUGUAAUUUUCAUAACUAUAUUUUCAUGUGGAAUAUAUGCUUAUGCAUUAAAUAGAAUAGGGUAGUUAGUUUAGGAAAUAGUGUAAUAAGAUUAAGAAUUUAGAUAAAAUUUUGGGGAUUUAUAAUAAUAUAUGAAAAAAAGAAACCUUAGUGUAAAUACUUAGACAAAAGUGAAAAGAUAUUUCGAGUAUUUGCAUUAAGAAAAACAUGAUUAUUCAGAAAAAGGACAAGAAAUGUUGAAUGAUUUAAAUUUAAAUUUAAAAAAUGAAGUUUUGACAGAACUUAAUUAUUAAAUUUUGGCCCAUUAUAAAAUUUUCCUUUUGAAUUUUUCUAAACCUUUUUUAAAUGAACUAGCCCUUAAUAUGAAAGAAAAAACAUUCCGUCCAGACGACAUUGUUUGGGAAAGUAAAGAUUUCUACUCGAACAAUUAAGGAGUUCUGUUUUUUAUUAUAAGAGGUUAAAUUAGUCAAUAAAUUAAUAAUAAUAUAUUCAUUUAAAAUAAAGAAGAAGGUGAUUUUUUUAAUGAAAAGGUUUUCCUUACAGACCAAAACGAGGAUAUUUAAUAUAUUUCCACAUGUAUAAGUACAUUAGUGAUGUUAUCAAAAAACGAUUUCUUACAAGUGCUUUAAAAAUAUGAGUAAGAUAAUGAAAUGUACUUUAAAAUAAAGGACUAAGUGAAAAACUUAGGAAUGUUUUCAAAAUUAGAUUCUAAAUGUGAAAUUUGUGGUUAAUUUACUCAUUGUUAUAAUUAAUGCCCGUAAGUAAAUUUUCAUACUAAUAGGGAUAAAAUAGCAUUUAAAUUAAUGUAAAACGAAUCAUAAAAACGAUAAUCUUUUGUAAGAAAAAAAGUAGAAUGCUUAAAUACAUUUAUAUUAGAGGAUUAAACAAGAUUUAAUGCUUUGUUAUAAAAAAAAGAAAUUCAGGAAUCUAUAUUAGAUUAUAUUUUAGAGUAUAAUCCUUUAAAAUUAGAUUUAAAUUAUUUGUAUGAAUAUAUUAAUAAUAUAUCGAAUUAUAAUGAACACUUAUAGAACAAAAUUCUUUAAUUGGAAUAAGAUAAUAACGAUAACGUUAUAAAAGAAUAAUAAACACCUUAAGGCUAAUUAUAAAAAAAUGCAAAUAGUUAAGAAAUUUACAGUGAACCUGAAAUAAAAGAAUUGCAUUAGUGUAUUUAAGUUUAAAAAACAAACAUUUAUUUAAAAUAAAACGAAAAAUAAUUAACUAAUAAAAAGUUUACUAAAAAAAAUAUCUUAUAGUUUUUAAGGAAAAACAUUAAUAAAUAAUAAUUAUUAUAAUGA
This is a messenger RNA of Ichthyophthirius multifiliis, 2271 nucleotides long. RefSeq lists its product as hypothetical. The record is from RefSeq and is a predicted model, not a curated record. Gene Ontology annotation, cellular component: membrane. Lineage: Eukaryota; Ciliophora; Oligohymenophorea; Hymenostomatida. The transcript has 2 exons. Gene Ontology annotation, biological process: transmembrane transport; monoatomic ion transport. Gene Ontology annotation, molecular function: monoatomic ion channel activity.